Molecule: messenger RNA, 1680 nt
Organism: Lachnellula hyalina
Lineage: Eukaryota; Fungi; Ascomycota; Leotiomycetes; Helotiales; Lachnaceae
Exons: 1
Coding region: 1-1680 (559 amino acids)
Source: RefSeq, a predicted model, not a curated record
AUGGACGCAGGCGGUCUUGCUCAGAUGUCCUACAACAACUUCCCUUCCAGCAAUGGAUUGGGAAUACCCGGUUCUGGCUUUGCUUCCAGACGGGCAAAUGGUGCCAACCUCAAGCGUCUCUCCUUUGACACCUCCAAGCCAGCCAGCCCUCAAGACAAUGGGGCCCCUACGCCAAGAACUUCCCGGUCUCAUUUGCUCGCUGGGUUGAGAACGGCUCCAAAGUCGGCCACUUCGAGCACCUUCCCUUCGACUGCACCUCCCACACAGAUGCAACACAACACUGGACUUGCUGGUAGCAUCUACGCAGACAAAGGAACAUAUGGUGGCCCAAAGACUUCUAACUUUUCGAAUCAUCAGAACAACUAUAACCAAAUGAACAACAACAGCCAAAUGUACCACGUUCCCGAGCAGAUUCUGGCCCCACCUGAGAUCCUGAUUGAUGAGCACAUCCAAGAACAGAUGGAUCCAAACUUGUACGCCCAGCUAGUUGCUACAAACAUGUACCUUGCGGAUCAACAACAACGUCUUCAACAGCAACUGUACAGCGUGCAGGCUGCUGCUCAGCAAUUCCAGGGUUUGAAUUUGGGUAUGGGAAAUCAGCAGCAAUUUGCAACUCCUCCGAUCACGCCGCAAAACAUGGGAAUGUAUCAGCAGCAGCAAGUCAAGAGCAGCAUGCAGCCAGUUAUAACACCAGUUGUGGGUGCUCAACCAGGUGUCUACUCGUACUACAACCCAGUCACUGGCCAGCAGAGCUACUUCAUGGACGACCAAGUUCAAUAUGCGAACCAACAAGUUCAACAAUCGGCCAAUUACUCGCCUCCUCAGCAACCUGGUACGCCAAGAUUCCAAGUCUCACCACCUCCUCCUGCGGAUACACCCACGUUCACCCGAAGCAUUAGCCCUCCUAAGAAGUCCCAAUCGCCUCCUCAGGAUCACGCUCCAUUGCCACCACCAUCAGCUGGUGCAUUCCGCCGUGGACACCGCAAGGCAACCUCGAUGGCUGUUGGAGUUGAUACCACAUCUCCACUUGACGGCCCCAAAUCUGCAAUUCUGCCAAAGAGCCAAGGCUUCCCAUCGACACCCUUAACGGCUGGCUUUGGACCCGGUCAAGCCCGUGCUGGUGAACACCCCAUUCGCCAACCCCGCGGCCCACCUCCGUUGGAUGAAUUGAAGGCCAAACCCACCACCAAGUUCGAAGGCAGCAAGAACUUCGCUACUCGCACUCGCCGAAGUGCUGUUCACAACCUUGUACGUGCAGGAAUGGAGCGCCGUCGAGCACCAGGAAGCAGCUCUGGUAGCAUGUCUCCCGUAUCUGAGACUGGAGAAAUCACAUUUUCCGUUUCUUCGGACAACGAUUCGGACAGUGGUCGCAGUGGAAGUGGAAGCCUUUCCGGUCGCCCAAGUCUUGGUAGUUCUCGAACGUCGGCACAUGGCGCUAUUGGAUCAGAUCGUCCAUCCUCUCGUCAAAAGGAGCACUCUCUUGAGCGAAAAUCGAUAGCAUCUAUAGACAGCAACUUCACCACUGCGAGCGUCAGCAGUGAUGAAGGUUCUUCGGUUGGAGGCAGCUUUGCAGCUGUAUUCAAAAAUGCAGGCAAGAAACUAGAAACUGCCGAUGGUCAACGAAAAGCCCCAAUGCUCGUUCUCACCUCGGCUGAGAAGCGCAAAAGCUCUGUCUUCUAA